Staurois parvus is the source of this 407-nucleotide messenger RNA. Lineage: Eukaryota; Metazoa; Chordata; Amphibia; Anura; Ranidae. The record is from the annotation of a GenBank genome assembly.
AUGUGCCACUUUCAGGUCUCCUUACACUGUUGGUGGGUUCCAUUUUGUCAUAGGGUGCUGGCAGAGUACGGGCCUCCCAUUGCUGCUGCCAGGCCCGUAAUCUGCCAUGGGCCCCCGUACCGCCUCCUCAUGCUGCUGCCAGGUCCAGAGUGUGUCAUGGGUCCCUGUACGGCCUCCCAUUGCUGCUGUCUCCAUCGCCACACUCUGCCAUGUGCCACUUUCAGGUCUCCUCACACUGCUGGUGGGUUCCAUUUUUGUUGUCAUAGGGUGCGUAUGGGCCUCCCAUUGCUGCUGCCUCCACCGCCACACUGUGGCUCCACACUCUGGUUUUGGCCCCGUGACUGCCCAAAUGAGUGAAGUGUGCGGUGAUUCUAAGAUCGACGGCACUCAUCUGCAUUGUCAUACUG